UAUCUCAUUCAUUGAAGAAGACUUCCCACAUGUUAAAGUAUAUAAGAAGCAAAAAAGUUUGGCUCUUUUUGGCUCCGCUCUCUGCCUAUUGUGGCGGCGCUUCGUUCGCCCGCAAUUCCUCCCGCAACUGAGCAAAUAAAUAAAUAAAAACCCUUUCACUUCUAACCCAAGCCAAACCCAAAUCAUCCCCUUCAAAUACAGUCUAAAGAACCCUUCUGGUUCUUUUUAAGCUUGCAGAGGGAAAGACUAGAUCUUUCUUCUUCUUUAACUAGUUUAGUUCUCUUUCUGUUUCUUCUGCUGGAUAUUAAACCAGGGUUUCUAGCUAAUGGCCUUCGUGAAUCGGAACAAUGCCCAUCUGGGUCCAACUCUGGUAGGAAGAAGUGACUCUUUACUUGGAUAUACAGAGCAUAGCUCUUUGAUGAUGGAGAAGAGGCAAUUAUUCUUGAGAAGCUAUCAGUUCUGUAGAAAACAGAGCUUAUCGGAAAGAAUGAAGAGAUCUUUAGUCAAAAUAAAGAAAGGUAUGUGGUUGAGACUACGUUCUGCUCGUAAACUUAGAAGGUUGGUUUGGUCUAGACUCCGUUUUGCUUUCUAUUGCCGCCGUCGAAGAAGGUUUCUCCGCCUACUUAGCCCUAACCAUCAUAAUAGCUAUUCUUCUUCUUCUUGUUUCUGGUAGGAGAAUUCAAGUUCUUUAUUUCUUUGUUUUCUCUGUGUUUUUUCUCUUCUUCUUUUUAAUGUUUAUGAUGAUCUCGAAUAUGUUUAGCCUACACAUUUCAAGUCUUUACUGGAUUGAUUACAAGAUUCAUACGUUCAA
Messenger RNA from Ricinus communis (castor bean), 811 nucleotides. RefSeq lists its product as uncharacterized. Lineage: Eukaryota; Viridiplantae; Streptophyta; Magnoliopsida; Malpighiales; Euphorbiaceae. The coding region runs from base 326 to 673 and encodes 115 amino acids. The transcript has a single exon. The record is from RefSeq and is a predicted model, not a curated record.